CUUCACACGCUUGCGCAGUAGCAAGUAUGGUUUUGAGAGAAAAGAAUUUCCACCGCUACGUUAGGAAUUUAAAUAAAUAGUCUGUAUGGAGGUAAAUAUAUUAGAUAUAUAUUUUCAGUGACAAAACAACUACUAACCCACCUGUGAGGCAGUCGACAGUUUCAAUUUAAUGUCAGGAACUUAAGAAGUCACUAAAGAUGCCGCUCUUUGGAAACACAUUCAGUCCGAAGAAGAUUCCACCCCGCAAGUCUGCAUCUUUGUCCAGCCUCCACACGUUGGAUCGCUCAACAAGAGAAAUAGAACUGGGCCUUGAGUAUGGACCUCCUGUGAUGAACCUUGGAGGUCAGAGUUGGAAAUUUGAAGAUGGACAGUGGAUAUCAGAAUCUGGUGGGAAUGGGUCUGGUAGGGAACUGCAGCGGCUUAAGAAAAGAAAUGUGCAGCUGGAGGAAGAGAACAACCUCUUGAAACUAAAGAUUGAAAUUCUCCUGGACAUGUUGACAGAGACGACUGUUGAGUACCAUCUGAUAGAAAAAGAAGUGGAAGAUAUAAAGACCCAACACCGAAGGAAGAAAUGACAAAUCUGAUCCAGUGCCUUCAUCAUGGAAAAUGUUGUUUAUUUGCAGACAAUUUGAAGUUUGCUGAUGUAAAAAGAAGUGUUACUUUGUUUUUCUUUUGUUUGCUCAUAACUACAGAGAUAAAGUAAUGAGCCCUUUUUUUUUUGCAUAAUGAGGAUUCUUGUGUUGUAGAUCUUGGCACUGCUUGUAGUUAAAAGCAACUACCUUUCAAUCAGAUUUAGUGUCUACUUUUGUUUGUCAUAUCCUGCAUUUGUAACUGUAAAUCUGAAACAACUGUGAACAUCUUUGUUCAAUGCACUACAUCUUCUUCUACAUCUUUUACAUAUAUAUGACAAGUAUUGUCUCACUGUUUCUUCUUAUGUUUUUUUGUAUUUACUGUAUUUUCUAUCUAGAUUAAAAGUAAAAGCCAUCACAGGGAGUGCCAGUUUUUUCACUCAGUUUUCAGAAUAUUGCUAAAACCACUUAUUGGACUGAAAGUUUGUUGCUUAAAUAAUCCUCAUAAAUUAAAAGUUUAUUCUUGACCUUGGGGACAGUAGUUUGACUCUCAAAGGCUACUUGCUGGCUUUUUGCAGAGCUUCUUGGUCAAAAUGCUGGUAAUGUUUAUUACAACAUUAGAAUUAGAUCAUGAUAAUGUAAUGUAAUGCUUUUGCACCAACCUGCAUAGAAGAUCUUGGCUUUUUAUUCUCUUCUGCAUUGCUCAUAUUUUUAUGACACUGUCAUAUUCCCCAUAUCAUGAUGUAAUGAUCACAUUCUUAUCCAUUCUGAAAAGUAGUUUGGAAUUUCAUUGCUCUUGUG
This is a messenger RNA of Epinephelus fuscoguttatus (brown-marbled grouper), 1370 nucleotides long. RefSeq names its product chibby homolog 1 (Drosophila) (gene cby1). The record is from RefSeq and is a predicted model, not a curated record. The transcript has 5 exons. Lineage: Eukaryota; Metazoa; Chordata; Actinopteri; Perciformes; Serranidae. The coding region runs from base 198 to 575 and encodes 125 amino acids.